CGUACUGAAGUCAGUCGAACCGCCGAGUCCUGCUGCCAUUAAAAUGAAGACAUUUACGUUAGAUACUUUGAUAUAUAUAUUUAUAAAUUAAAAUUUGCAGUCCGCAGUUGAUUAAGGGAGACGUGUGUAAUCCCGUUAGCGGUGCCUGAUCAAACUGGAGUUUCGACUAAAGCUAAAUCUAUUCUGCCGGAAUGAACGUCGGGCGCUAAGUAACGUUUUACUGACUUUCACUUCCCCGGACGAGGUUUUUGAAACGUGUCCAUGCACUGUGGGCCCGAUUUGACAGCGGUUUGGGAACAGUCACGACAGCUAACCAGCUGCUAACUAGCCUGAGUUAGCAGGAUGGGAGCCGAGCAGAGUGGAGACGCAGAACACAAACACUCAGAUUACAGUUUAGCAGUGGUGCCGUCCCCCGCAAAGCAGAAGGCAAAGAUGGAUGAUAUUGUCGUUGUGGCCCUGGGGACGCAGUCCAUGCGGAACAUCCACAACGACCCAGAUGUCAUCAAGCUUCAGGAGAUACCCACAUUUCAGCCACUUUUGAAAGGAGUACUUAGUGGUCAAAUGUCACCCAGCAUGGUGUGUUUGGAACGGCUGGACGCUGCUCAGGUUCUGCAGCUAUGCGUCCGAUACCAGGAUCACCUACACCAGUGUGCCGAGGCAGUGGCCUUUGACCAAAACGCUUUGGUGAAAAGGAUAAAAGAGAUGGACGUAUCAGUGGAAACCUUGUUCAGCAUAAUGCAGGAGCGCCAGAAGCGCUACGCUAAAUACGCCGAACAGAUCCAAAAGGUCAAUGAGAUGUCAAUGAUCCUGAGGCGCAUCCAGAUGGGCAUCGACCAGACGGUGCCACUGAUGGAACGCCUUAACAACCUCCUGCCUGAGAGUGAGCGCCUGGAGCCCUUCAGCAUGCGGCCCGACGGCGAGCCCGCCAACAAGUAGCCACUUUUAACAGACCGCAGACGCUUACAAGCCAAGUCCUCGUGUGCAUGUAGUUCUCUGUAGAAGGGGACGUCGUAGUCUCUCCAGCUGCAGAGAUGCAGGACAUUUAAGAAAUUUGUUUUAUUUAUUGAUGGGGAAUAUUUGCAGUUCUGCUGUUCAGGCAGAUACUGCCAAAUAUAAUUGAGUGGAGUACUUCUGAUGAGAAUGUAGACUUUAAGGCCGUCCAGUUUUAACACAACACUGGACCUAAAGUAGUAGAGAAGCUCACAUCUCUUCAAGACGGUUAACAUGCUGUCAAAGCAGUUUCUCCACUAUGUGUUUGAUUGACUUUAAAUGAUCUCCAGAGACUUCAGAAUGCAGUCCUGCAGACUCUCUGCCAAUUUUAAACUCACAUUAGUCUGAAUUGUAUGAAAGCAGCUCAUCAUUGUUCCUCCGUAUCUGCUGUCAU
Molecule: messenger RNA, 1384 nt
Organism: Thalassophryne amazonica
Lineage: Eukaryota; Metazoa; Chordata; Actinopteri; Batrachoidiformes; Batrachoididae
Gene: borcs5
Product: BLOC-1 related complex subunit 5
Exons: 4
Coding region: 343-936 (197 amino acids)
Biological process (GO): organelle transport along microtubule; lysosome localization; positive regulation of anterograde synaptic vesicle transport
Cellular component (GO): cytoplasmic side of lysosomal membrane; BORC complex; synaptic vesicle membrane
Source: RefSeq, a predicted model, not a curated record